Molecule: messenger RNA, 1647 nt
Organism: Cicer arietinum (chickpea)
Lineage: Eukaryota; Viridiplantae; Streptophyta; Magnoliopsida; Fabales; Fabaceae
Product: tabersonine 16-hydroxylase 1-like
Molecular function (GO): heme binding; monooxygenase activity; iron ion binding
Source: RefSeq, a predicted model, not a curated record
CAAUAUUAGUUAUGGUGGCAAAGAUUAUUAAUCAGACAUCAAAUAUAGCUUUUUUCCUUCAAAAAUCAUGGAGGUAGAGCCCAAAAAUAUUUCAUCACAUAUGUUCAUAUCCCUCUUCUUUUUGUUCAUAGUGUUUAUCCUAAUUUGGAGAUCAAAAAAACCAAACCUUUCAAACUCCAAGUUACCACCAGGACCCCCAAAACUACCCCUUAUAGGAAACAUGCACCAACUUGGUUCAAUGCCACAUCAUGGCCUAACAAAAUUAUCACAAAAAUAUGGACCAUUAAUGCAUAUAAAACUUGGUCAACUUUCCACCAUAGUUGUAUCUUCCCCUGAAAUGGCCAAACAAAUAAUGAAAACACAUGACAUCAAUUUUUCCAAUAGGCCACAUCUUCUUGCAGCUGAUAUUUUAACAUAUGGUUCUAAAGGCAUGAGUUUUUCAACUUAUGGAAGUUAUUGGAGACAAAUGAGAAAAAUUUGUACCUUUGAAUUAUUAACACCAAAAUGUGUUAAAUCAUUUCAACCAAUUAGGGAACAUGAGGUGUCAAAUAUUAUCAAAGAAAUAAGUUUGAAUGAAGGGUCAUCAAUUAAUAUUAGUAAGAUGAUUAAUUUAUUUUCCUAUGGUUUAACAUCAAGAAUUGCAUUAGGUGGAAAAUCAGAAGAUCAAGAAGCAUUCAUGGAUGCUAUGAAGGAUCUUACAAAGUUAGUUGGUGGUUUUUCUUUGGCUGAUUUGUUUCCUUCUUUUGAAGUGCUUCAAGUUUUGACAGGUAUAAGGUCUAAAGCUGAGAAGGUUCAUAAGGAAAUUGAUAGGAUUCUUGAGAAAAUUCUUAGAUAUCAUAAAUUGGAGUCAAGUUUGGAAACAAAGGGAAUCAAUGAAAAAACAGGUGAAGAUUUAGUUGAUGUAUUAUUAAGGCUUCAGAAACAGAACAACCUUGAACAUCCUCUGUCUGACAGCAUCAUCAAAGCAAACAUGUUGGAUAUCUUUAGUGCUGGAAGUGGAACAUCAGCCAAAACCUCAGAGUGGACAAUGUCAGAACUUAUCAAAAAUCCAAAAGUGAUGAAAAAGGCACAAAUGGAGGUAAGAAGAGUCUUUGAAACAAAAGGGUAUGUAGAUGAAGCAAAUCUUCAUGAACUAAAAUACUUAAAAUCAGUGGUUAAAGAAACUUUACGUUUACAUGCUCCAGUUCCAUUGUUACUACCAAGGGAAUGCAGUGAAAAAUGUGAAAUAAAUGGUUAUGUGAUACCAGCUAAGAGUAAGGUCAUUAUUAAUGCUAGUGCAAUUGGAAUGGAUCCAAACUAUUGGAUUGAACCUAAGAAGUUUAAUCCAGAAAGGUUCAUUGAUAGUUCAGUUGAUUACAAAGGUGUUGAUUUUCAAUUUAUUCCAUUUGGUGCUGGAAGAAGGAUGUGUCCUGGUAUUACAUUUGGUAUUGUUAAUGUUGAAAUUUUAUUAGCAAAUUUGAUUUUUCAUUUUGAUUGGAAAUUGGUUAAUGGAAAUAAAGCUGAAGAACUUGAUAUGAGUGAAUCGUUUGGUUUGUCUGUUAGAAGGAAACAUGAUUUAUACUUGAUUCCUAUUAUGUAUCAUUCUUCUCCUAAGUGCUAAUUUAAAUAAAACUACUAUGAAGGAGUUAUGUUAUGGUUUAUGACUUA